UUUCCAAAUCCAUCACGUCUCAACUUUUCUAAUCAUUUCGAUAAUUUCGAACCACCCACCACAGACGCCAACGCCAACGCCAGCCUCUACUCCAACGACUUUUCGAAUCCUUUUCCUAUUGUCCAUUACCACACGGACCUCAUACCACCAAAAAUCCCGGUACUUUAACGAAAUAUCGCAUUGCGUUUGCGUUUUGUUUUUGAGUCAAGUAAUUUCAUCAACUAUCUUGAUUCUCUUCGCUCAUUUACUCCCUUUUUUUUUCUCUUUUCUCUUUUCGCUAUUUACUUUUCGCUUUCCCCUGUUCCCUGUUCCCUUGUCUGCUUCAUUCCUCCUCUUUUUCUAUUCCCCUCCCCCCCCAAACGUGAUAUCAAGAGCCCUCCUUUUCUUGCCUCGGCUACAACAACUUAUUACGACGACGACGACGUUUCGAUUACUUAAUAUUCCGCAAUCGAAAAAGAAUACAUAGGACUUUCCCUCGCUAGCGCAUCCCACAUCAUUUACUCUACUUAUUAAGCGUGGAGACAAUUGAUCUUCUACCCUCCGUCGCAUCUUCUGCCUUUGCCUAGCCAGGCAGCCUUCUUGUUCAACGGCCUGCAACGCCGAUGCGCAUGUCGAGAAACGACCUCUAAUUCAACGGCGAAGACGGUAGUGAGGGCUGAAUACCGUCAUAGGGGUAAACCGGACUAGUAGAUACCCAUGAGCUGGCAACAGUUCUCCACCAUGGGAGCUGGUGGGAAUGGCCCCGGGAUGCCAGGCGUUGGCGGCGGCCAAGAGAUGCCCGGGGGAGGAGGACCUGGGGGUCAAUCAAACCAGCCGCAUGCUACUGAAUAUACUUUGCAAGGUGUUAUGCGCUUCCUCCAAACAGAGUGGCAUCGACACGAAAGAGACCGAAAUGCCUGGGAGAUCGAACGUCAGGAGAUGAAAGGCAGAAUUGCCAACCUCGAGGGCUCGGCUAGAAGAGCGGAUGCCACACAGAAGGCUCUCAAGAGAUAUGUGACCAUCCUAGAGAAGAAGGUAAAAGACCAGGCUGCCCAGUUAAAGGUCGCCUCUUCUACUCCUUCUAGCACCGACCAUUCUGUAAAGCAACCCCCUAAAAUCGAUAGGGCAUCCUCAAUCCAGGAGAAGUUGAAAUCAUCUUCUGAGAAACCUAAAGACUUGGUACCUGGCCAAGAGAGUCUAGCAAACGAGCGUGUACACGAGGAUGAUGAGCGCGAAAAUCUCCGGGUCUUCCUGGACCAGUGCCAGGCUGAAUUUACUUAUCUUAUGGUCACUCCAGCUAAUCCCAUUCCUCCUCGAGAGUCGCCGCCAUUGCCUUUAAUCGACGAUCUAAGAGAGGGAGAUUUCGGGCUUCCUAUCGGUCAACAGCCACUCGAGUCAGCUUUCAAUGGGCUAAGGAUUAACAAUCAGAACCAUUUGAAAGACCCUGCCACCCGGGGUGGCGCACCAACCACGAACAACCAUCAUCUACAAAUGAUGUCACAGGCAAAUUCGGGGGCGAACAUGCCCCAAAGGAACGCUGAUAUACAAUCUGCGCCUAUGGUUCGGUCUGGAGAGGGUCCCGCACCCAUGUACUCGCACGCCGGUGAAUGGUCCGCCUCCGGUCCGGCCACGGGCCGUAUACAGGAUGACCCAAACACAAAGCCCAACCACUCGAAUGAGUCCGCGCGUACUGAAUUUUCCGAAGGCCAGUCGGAGAGGCGAGGAUCGGUGGAAGCGGACGGUUGGGAUUUCGGCGAAGGAACCUUCGAUACACCCUCCACGCAGCCUAUGCAGCCUCUUACACACCGUCCAGAUACCGACGCCUUUCCCAAUGCCGAAAACCUACCAAAGUCUCCCAAUCGUGGCCCUACUUCUCACAGGAGGAAGACUUCGAUGUCUCGUAGGAAAAGUGCGGACCAAGAACUCUCCCUUAAUGGUACAGCGCAGAAGAUAGACAACAGCAGCUUUAAAUUUCGAUUUGGAUUGCGCGGUCAUCUUAAUACUGUCCGCACUGUAAUAUUCUCUGGAGGUGGAAGCCCUGGCGAGCCAGAGAUCUGCACAGCCGGCGACGACGGCUUGGUUAAACGUUUCCACAUUCCACGUGAGAAUCCAAAUCACGUAGGAAGCAUAUCAUCCGAUCUCGACGUACCUGCCGACUUUACUCAUCGCGGGCACACCGGUGCUGUGCUGAGUCUGGCGGCGUGGUCGCCAUCUCCUAACUUCUCUACUGGUGGUCGUGCCCAAGGCGAUGGCUGGAUCUUUUCCGGUGGACAGGAUGCGACUAUUAGGGUAUGGGAAAGGGGUAGGGUAGACCCCAAAGCGACUCUCGUGGGCCAUAGCGACGCCGUGUGGGCUCUCUGCGUCCUGCCCGCGACCCUCGGCGCCAUCUUUGGCCAAUCAAGCCAGCAUGGCACACCCGAUCGCAUCUUGGUCGUUUCCGGAGCGGCUGAUGGUGUCGUGAAGAUCUGGGCUGUGAGUGCGCCGCCACAGCUCACAUCACCACAACCGGCACCUCCUCGACGCGGCACAGGAAGCGGCCGAGUCAGGGGCAAUUCCAUGAGCUCCGGAUCACAAUUCCCAAGUUCGCCCCAACCCAACACGGCUUCCAGUUCACCUUUUAAUCACACCCUAGUCCAUGACAUUCGUCGCUCGAAUAAUUCUAAGGCGUCACCAACUUGCAUUACUCCAUUAUCAGCGAAUGGGGAAGCAUUCGUAGUUAGCUACUCGGAUGCUGCCAUCGUUGUAUUCAACACAAGGACGGGCGAGGAGAUCGGAUCCAUGACCAGUCUUGAAACCUACGAUAAUACGAUAAACACAGGCGUCAACGCUGUCGUCGCAACAACAGCUAGUCUAGACCAGAGUUCGGGCCCAGGGCUAGGCGACGAAGACACCAGUGGACCUACCGGCGGAAGUGGUGUGGCAGGUAGCGGCGUGGAAGGUGUCAUUAUAUCCGGGCACGAAGAUCGCUUCAUUCGGUUCUUCGAUGCGAAUAGCGGACAAUGUACAUACAACAUGCUCGCUCACCCGGCUUCCAUAUCAUCUCUAUCAUUAAGCCCCGAUGGUCGUGAGCUUGUUUCUGCCGGCCACGACGCAAGCCUUCGGUUUUGGUCGCUGGAAAAGCGAAGUUGCACUCAAGAGAUCACUAGCCACCGAAUUAUGAGGGGAGAAGGUGUGUGUGCCGUCGUGUGGAGUCAAGACGGCCGAUGGGUGGUUAGCGGUGGAGGCGAUGGAAUUGUAAAGGUCUUUGCGCGGUAAUAAGCGCCCCCCCAAAGGAGUUGAUAGGAGGGACAUAAGGGGACAAAAUUCAAGUAACUGUCUACAUGCAGCUGAGGAGUUGGUGGAAUUGUUUUACGGCAGGAAAGCACAUCUCACUCAAACAGAUGGUUUAGACCGCGGUGCUCUCAACUUGAUAUACCAUACGAGACAACGCCCGCAGUUCUUUUUCUUCUUUUUCCUCCAGGAAGAUUGCCAGCUUAACAUGCAUGGCCAAAAUGGGGGGAGGAUAGGAUAGGGGUAUCAUACUUUUAACAGCAAAGCUGCCUAUGUUUUGAGUCCCAAAGGCAGGCAGGUAGGGACUCGUGUAUAAAAAGAAAGCAAGAAAGAAAGAAAGAAAA
This is a messenger RNA of Hypoxylon fragiforme, 3593 nucleotides long. RefSeq names its product WD40 repeat-like protein. NCBI's taxonomy places the organism in Eukaryota, Fungi, Ascomycota, Sordariomycetes, Xylariales, Hypoxylaceae. Gene Ontology annotation, molecular function: protein binding. The transcript has 4 exons. The record is from RefSeq and is a predicted model, not a curated record. Bases 697 to 3234 code for a protein of 845 amino acids.